AUGGCGACGCAAGGAGGUAUUGCCGAUGAUCUUUUCUUCCAUCUGGCUGAAGACAUCCAGAUGGGCGAGCAGAUGGAGGCCUUAGGACGAACGCUCGGCUUCAAAGUCGCAGAAAUCGAUAGAUACACAGAGACCAACAACAAAGGUGCCUGGGUAUAUUGCAAGGGAACAUUUGACAUGCUGUUUGACUGGAGACAGACCGUGGUGACUUGCGACCAGCAUCUCAGACUGAAACAGGCUCUCAUUGACGCUAAGCUGGUCGUGCUUGCUGAUAAACAUCUCAAAGGGAUACACAUUAUUCCAGGUAUCUACAAUAAGAAGAUCUCGGCAUCAUUGACUGUUGAGCGAUGUCGCGAAAAGUUGGAGAAUAAGUACCGGAAAAAAUUGUGCAAAAUUCAAAUGAAACCGUGGGAUCAAAGCGAUUAUGCUGAGCUUGAAGAUAUGCACACGGCUGUUACAAUGGUGAAGAAGGACGCUAACGGACAAGACACGAAAAAGAAGGAAAAACUCAAGGGUUCUGAAAUAUUUUCAACGAAAGUAAACGGAGAACUGCCAGCUCGAAUCCUCAUUUCGGCCCCCGCUGGGAGGGGGAAGACCACGGCUGUCGCUAAGAUGGCUCACGAUUGGGUUCACAGAAAAAAGGGGUCAGCAUUAGAACACCUGCCACUUCUGUUUGUUGUGAAAUUCCGAAACACAAGUAGGCGUACCUCGAUCGGAGAAGCAAUUAAGGACCAGCUUUUGAGUGAUGUUGAUGAUCUCACACCAGAGGGUCUGGAGAAAUUCAUUAGAGAGAAUCAGGGAAUCUGUCACAUCAUACUAGACGGACUAGAUGAGUAUGCCGGUAUCUCUUCUUUAGAAGGAAGCUCAGAGAGCAAUAUUUUCAGUGUCAUCCGCUGGGAGGAAUUUCCAGAGUGCCGAGUCCUUGUAACAACACGCCCUCACCUAGAAAACAUCUUUAAUCAAGAUGAACUUCCUAGGGUAUACACAAAGAUGUGGAUCGAAGGAUUCUCACGAGAGAGCUCACAUGAGUACAUCGACAAGUUCUUUGGUUCGACUUCGAAUAAUUAUAGCAGGCAAGGUCAUGGUCUAAAGGUUUACCUUGAUGAACAACCGCUCAUUAAUGAACUUGUUAAAACACCUCUAUUUUGUCUCAUGGUCUGUCAUUUAUGGAGCGAGGGGCUUUUAAACACUGAAAUUGCAACUCAAACAGAAUUAUUAGACAGCGUGAAUGUUUUUUUGAUGCACCAUGCAAACUUCCGAUCAAAGUCAAGGGUGAAAAUCACACGCAAAAAGUUGAGGAAAAUCAUUUGUCAAUUAGGCAAAGUUGCCCUUACUGGUUUGCUGGACGAUGCUAAAAAACUAGUUUUCACACCUGAUGAUUUCCGUAAAGUUCCCGCAAUGCUUGAAAUAGCAUGUGAGCUUGGGAUAGUAUCGAAGACGACUGCUUCAUUAACACGCCUACCUCAGUCCAACGAGACCACUUCCACUACCAUUGAGUUUUAUCACAAACUCGCACAAGAACACUCGGCUGGGAAAUUUCUCGCUGAUCAAACAAACCACUUUCUGCUGCGCUUGAAGUUAUCUAAGUUAGACAGAGUACUGCUCAAGAUCAAAGCAAACAUCGGCGACUAUGAGAAUCUCAUCCGAUUUGCUGCUGGUACGGACAACAACCUAUGUAUACGAAUAAUGGAGAGGGUCCUCGCAAACAGCUUUGUGGAUGAGCUCGAACGAUAUCGCAUUCUCCUAGACUGUUCAUCAGAGACCAAGGGUACCGAAGGAAAUGUAUCUUCGUUGGUUCAAAGAUGUGUGAAUGCAGAGAGUAUUGUUCUGAAGUCACCCACAGUCUACACCGUCGUUGGGAUGCAACAACUUCCAAAGCAACUUAAACGUUAUGACGAUAAAGUUCGAGGGAUCUACUAUAACUACCGACGUGACGAGUGGACUAUGGUCCUGCCUGGGAUCAUUUUCGAUGCUACAGGACAGCAGCACAUCUACCUUACAGCACCAUCAUCACUCCCAUCAGAGAAGAACAGUGUAUCGAGAGAGACGAUAAGAGGAAUGGGUCUUCUGAUCAGAGAACAAACCAAUAACCUGCAGGGGCUACUUCUGACCUGUGUGAAGUGCACAGACGAGGAAGACUUGGUUGAACUUGUCGAGUGUUGCAAAAAUGUGGAGACGAUGAAUCAUCUAAUGCUUCUUGGCUGUGGUACAAACACAGACGGUAGACUAAGCCGUCACAUCACUGGUCUUCACAAGUCAAAGAAGUCACUCGGGGUGAUUGCCUUGCAUGUAACAACUUACUCGGGUGACGAGUACCACUAA
Molecule: messenger RNA, 2322 nt
Organism: Strongylocentrotus purpuratus (purple sea urchin)
Lineage: Eukaryota; Metazoa; Echinodermata; Echinoidea; Camarodonta; Strongylocentrotidae
Product: protein NLRC5-like
Exons: 6
Coding region: 1-2322 (773 amino acids)
Source: RefSeq, a predicted model, not a curated record